Molecule: messenger RNA, 1053 nt
Organism: Lichtheimia ornata
Lineage: Eukaryota; Fungi; Mucoromycota; Mucoromycetes; Mucorales; Lichtheimiaceae
Exons: 4
Coding region: 1-1053 (350 amino acids)
Biological process (GO): transcription elongation by RNA polymerase II
Cellular component (GO): Cdc73/Paf1 complex
Molecular function (GO): RNA polymerase II complex binding; chromatin binding
Source: RefSeq, a predicted model, not a curated record
AUGUCCAAAAAAUACAAAGGAGACUACAUCUGUCGCGUCCGAUACAGAAGCAAAUUACCACCAUUGCCGUUUCCACCCAAAUUCCUCUCUCUUGGAGCACUGGGCAAGAUCAAUGCGACACAUCACGACAGCACUAUUGGCGAGAAUCCGUCACCGUUGCACGUAGAACCUAGCUAUGGUAUCGUCAUCGAUCAACCGCUAGUAGAAUACCUCAAUGCAGCAAACAACAGCUCUGAAGUCGCUCGCAACGAAUACGCACUUUCAGAAGAGGAUCGAGUGUUUUUACAGCAACCACCUUCAGAACAAGAACCUGGAUCACAGGAACCAGCAACGAGGAUUUGGGUCAAGCCAUCGUCAUUGUCGCAAACCUUUGUUGAAAAGAAGAGCAAAGCCAAAGUUGAUUCCAAAGCGAGCAACAAGCGUCGUCGUACAUUGGCUGAAGCAUUCGAUGUUGUGGUGGAUGGAUUCAAUAUCUCACCGGAUGAAUUGGUGCAUCCUCGUACCAAGGCCAAGGUCAAGAACAUCACGCCAUUGCUCCCUGACAAGCUUUGUGAGAAUACCAUUUACACCAUUGGACAGUUUAGCGGUGAUCCAGCAAAUGAAAGACGACUUGGCAAACGCAAAUACAUCGACGAGGAUGAAAUCAGCAGCACAUUGAAAGAGGCACGAUUAUCAGCACUGGAUGCAACGGAUCGUGGUAUUAUGCGACCCAUCACCAACCCACAUGACCAAAACGACAGCUAUCUCAUAUGGUUCCUUCCUGAUGAAAGUGGGACUGAAAAACUCGUGCAACAAAAGAAGGAUGCUUUUAAUGCCGGCGUACAAGGUCUUCCCAGUGAUGAGUCCAUUACCUAUCUUUCUGCUCGAGAAUAUCUAUACGACCAUGACAACCAACAUUCCCAGAUUAUGGUUGCUUUUCGGGAUGGCGUGAGUUAUUACACUGCUGUCAGGAGUAAAAUGACCGUUACAAAGAAACGUGCAGUGAGCAAAGAGCUCAGGUAUCUGGAGAACUACGAGAAGCCAAACGUCCUCAAUGUCACUUUCCAUUCUUAA